This is a messenger RNA of Telopea speciosissima, 2250 nucleotides long. Its product is annotated as pentatricopeptide repeat-containing protein At5g14080. The record is from RefSeq and is a predicted model, not a curated record. Lineage: Eukaryota; Viridiplantae; Streptophyta; Magnoliopsida; Proteales; Proteaceae. The transcript has 2 exons. Bases 54 to 2018 code for a protein of 654 amino acids. Gene Ontology annotation, molecular function: protein binding.
ACGAACCUCCUUCGCUCUCUAUCUCGUUCUCUGGCUUCCACUCACCCUCUUACAUGAAACGAGCUCCCAUCGAGGCUGCGAAGAUAAUAAGCAAUGCACUCAUUUCCGCUUCGAAUCGUUCGAGACCGAGUCGUUCAUGGAGCCCUUUACUCGAACAGACUCUACAUCAACUCGGCUGCCGAGACUCUCUCACACCGUCACUCGUCGCCCGGGUCAUCGAUCCGUUUCUCCUUGACCAUCAUUCACUUGCAACAGGCUUCUUCAACUGGGUUUCUCAGAGGCCCGGAUUCUCACACACUGCCAUUACCUAUCAAUCUCUUCUUAAAUCCCUCUCAAUUUCGCGCCAAUUCAACUCCGUUGAUAAGCUCCUCAAACAGAUCAAAACCCAGAAGAUCAUUGUCGACUCAUCCGUCUAUCGCUCUGUAAUUGCUUCACUAAUCAUUGGUAAGAAAGCUCAGAACGCCUUUUUAGUCUUCAGUGAAGUUAGAGAAUUAAGUCAUGAAAUAGGACCUGAUACAUGUAAUUCGCUACUUGCUGCCCUUGCCUCCGAUGGGUGCAUUGAUUCUGCAAAAGAGGUGUUUGAUGAAAUGGGUUCUAGAGGUAUCCCUUUUAGUACUCUGGGAUUUGGUGUGUUUAUUGGGAGGUUUUGUAGAACCGCAGAAUUGGAUGAGACAUUGGGUUUGUUAGAUGAGAUUAAAAGUGGCAAUUGGGAGAUGAAUGGGUCGAUUGUAGCGCUUUUGAUAGUUGAUGGGCUUUGCAGGGUGUCUAGGAUAUCAGAGGCUUUCAAGGUAUUGGAGGAGCUCCGGAGCAGAGCAUGUAAACCCGAUUUUAUGGCAUAUAGGAUUGUGGCUGAAGCUUUUCGUUCCAUAGGGGAACCAGAGGAAACCGAGGUGGUCUUGAAGAAGAAGAGAAAGCUAGGGGUGGCACCUAGGGCCAAAGAUUAUAGAGAAUUUAUCUUUGCUUUGAUUUCAGAAAGACGGGUACAGGAAGUAAAAGAUUUGGGUGAAGCUAUUGUAAGUGGAAAUUUUCCAAUUGAGGAAGAUGUUCUCAAUGCUUUGAUAGGAUCAGUCUCUUCCAUUGAUCCUGAGUCUGCAAUCAUGUUCUUUAAGUCCAUGCUUGGGCAAGGAAGGUUACCAACUCUUCUUACUUUGAGCAAUUUGAGUAGAAAUCUAAGUAAAAGAGGCAAGAUUGAUGAGCUGUUGGAGGUUUUUCAGGUUCUUUCUUCCAAGGAUUACUUCUCAGAUUUGGAGAGUUACAAUUUGAUGGUUUCAUUUCUUUGCAAGGCAGGGAGAGUGAAAGAAGCUUACGCUGUUCUACAGGAAAUGAGAAGGAAAGGUUUUGGUCCAGAUGUCUGUGCUUUUAAUUCUUUAAUGGAAGCUUGCUGUAGAGAAGAUCUCUUGCGUCCUGCAAAGAGGUUGUGGGAUGAGAUGUUUGCCAGUGGGUGUCCUGGAAACCUGAAGACUUACAACAUUCUUAUUCAGAAGUUUUCGGAAACAGGUGAGGUUGAAGAAGCUGAGCACCUUUUUCACCACAUGUUAGGGAAAGGAGUGUCUCCUGAUGCCACAACAUACAGAUCCCUCCUUGAAGAACUUUGUCGAGAAGCAAAGGUGGAAGCUGCUUAUGAGAUCUUCAACAAGUGUGUUGAGCAGGAUGUUUUGCUUGCACGAACAAUAUUAAGUCGAUUAGUGCUUUCUCUAUGCAAAGAAGGUCACUUUGUGGCAGCCUCUAAGGUAGUCCGUGGUAUGGAUCCUCAUCCAGAAAUUUCUGACUCCCACGUAAUUUUACUGAGGUGUUUAGUGGAUGCUGGAGAGUUCAAGAUCGCAAUAGAACAUGUAAAAUGGGUCAGGGACACUUCACCCUCUAUAUUAAGAACAAUAUCUUCUGAACUUCAAGCAUCUCUUUCUUCUUCUUUAAAUCCAGAGCCGAUCCUACAGCUGCUUUCAAAAAUAAAGGAACCUCUAGUUUCUAAUAAUGAUGCUUGGAUGGAUAUAUCCAAGGGAGCAUUUAAAGGAUACUAAAAAUGAAGUGUGAUUGCUCAUUAUUCAGUGGUUGAGUAUCAACUGUAGAUGCAGAUCCCUUCUAAGAUCAGAAAAAGGCUAAUCACAUUUAUCUUUUUAUUUUUCUGGAUGAACAAUGUAAUUUGUAUUAAUUUGAGGGAAAAGAGUGGAGCAGAAAACCCAAUCUGGAAGGGAUUGAGCACCAGCAGAGAAAAGAUGAGAUAACAGCAGGUGGAGUGAGCCGCCAGAUCCC